Diabrotica balteata is the source of this 4132-nucleotide messenger RNA. Lineage: Eukaryota; Metazoa; Arthropoda; Insecta; Coleoptera; Chrysomelidae. The record is from the annotation of a GenBank genome assembly.
AUGGCUUUAAUUGGGAAUGUAGAAGCCAUCCAAAUAGACAAAACAGAGAUUGAGACAUAUCUAGAAAGAAUGGAUCACCUUUUCAAGUGUAAUAAAGUGGAAGAUGAAGAAAAAGUGGAUCUUUUUGUAACCUUUAAUUGGAGGUGAGGCAUAUAAAAUGUUGAAAAACUUAACAAAGCCAGCAACAGUGUCUUCUAAGAGUUAUGCAGAAUUAUAGAAACUACUAAACGAUAGAAUGGCACCAAAAAAGUCUGUCAUAUAUGAAAGUUACAAGUUUUACAAAUUAAACCAAGGUACCAGUACUAUUGCUCAGUAUAUUGCAAAUCUAAAAGAACAAGCAUCUUUAUGCGAAUUUGAAAUGGUCAAUGAUUAUCUUGACAGGGCGUUAAGAGAUAAAUUUGUCUGUGGAAUAUCUGAAAAAAGAAUUCAAGAUCGGCUUUUGUCAGAAAAAGAUCUCACAUUUGUUAAAGCUUGUAACAUUGCACUUGCCCAAGAAAUCAUAUACCUGGAAAGCAAAGAAAUUCAGCACGAACCAGAUAGUGUUCAUAAAGUCUAUGAAAAAGUUAACCCACAAAAAUUAAAAACAAAUACUAAAUCUAGUCCAAGUAUUGUUAGUCGCCAAAGUAAUAAAAAUGGUCAAAGUAAUGGAAGUCACCCAAAUAUUCCUUCAAGUCAGUCUAGAAGCAGGUAUAGAAAUUGUUGGAGAUGUUCUAGAUUUCACAAUGCAGAUAUCUGUCCUGCUAAAGAAUGGAAAUGUUUUGUCUGUCAGAAGCAGGGUCACACAUCUACAGUGUGUAGAUAUAGAAAUGUAAACUUCACAAAAGAAGAAGAAGAAGAAAACCAACAAGAAAAUGUAUAUGAAUUUAAUAGCAUUGUACAAGAAGAAGGUAAUGUCGAGUCAGAAGUGGGAGAAGCAAACCAGAUAAUUGAAAUCAACAAUAUUAAGUCUAUUCCAGCCUUAAUAAACGUCAAAGUGGAAAAUAAGGAAGUAACUAUGGAAGUUGAUAGUGGAGCUACUGUAAGUCUUAUGUCUUUUAUUGAAUUUAAGGAAAAAAUUUUGUAUUUGACAGUAAAUAAAACUAGUAGUAAGUUAAAAACUGUUUCAGGAAGUAUAUUGACUGUAAUAGGUAAGGUUAAUGUUAACGUAAAAUCAAACAAUAAUGUUUAUAAGUUAUCUUUAUUUAUAGUAGAUACUAAGGAGAAAUUUACUCCCUUGUUAGGUAGGUCUUGGCUUGAUGUAAUAAAGCCGAACUGGAGGGAAAUUUUUAAGGUAAAUAAUAGUCAAGGUGAGGUAAAUGCGGUCAAGUUUACAGAGUUGGAACAUUUUAGGGCACUCUUCCCAAAAGUUUUUAGUCAGGACAAUAGUCAAGCCAUAGAAGGGUGUCAAGCCAAUUUAGUUAUUAAAGAAGAUGCUCAAAUGAUAUUUCACAAAGCAUAUGAUGUACCUUAUGCUCUUCGAGAACAAGUAAGUAAGGAACUUAGUCAAAUGGAAAAGUCAGGUAUCUUAGUACGAACCACACAAGCAGAAAUAGCAAGUCCAAUAGUCAUAGUAAAAAAGAGCAAUGGAGGAAUUAGGAUAUGUGGAGACUUUAAAAAAACCUUGAAUCCUAUUUUGAAACAGGAUCAUUACCCCCUCCCAAACCUGCAAGAUAUUUUUCAUAAAUUAGUCGGAGGUAAAGUUUUUACAAUUUUAGAUUUGUCAAAUGCCUAUUUGCAGUUAAAAGUCAAUGAAACUUCAAAAAAAUUGUUAACAAUACAUACGCACUGUGGGCUAUAUAAAUUUACACGAUUACCGUACGGUGUGUCUAGCGCUCCAGCAAUUUUUCAGAUGUUGAUGGAACAAGUUUUGUCUGGUAUAGAUAUGACAGGUGUUUACCUGGAUGAUGUCAUUAUUGCUGGGGAAGAUCUUACUGAUUGUAAGAAUAAUAUGCUAAAAGUUUUUGAAAGACUGAAUAAAUAUAAUAUUAGAAUUAAUCAAAAUAAAUCAUGCUUCUUUCGUGAGUCUGUCGAAUACUUGGGACAUGUAUUAGAUAAAGAAGGUGUUAAACCAAUGCAAAAGAAAAUAGAAGCUAUUCAGAAAGCUCCUGCGCCCAAAAAUCUAACUGAAUUAAGAGCUUAUUUGGGAUUGCUAAAUUAUUAUUCUAAAUUUAUACCCAUGUUAUCUACAGAACUAUAUUCCUUAUAUAAAUUGUUACAGAAAAAUCAAAAAUGUGAAUGGGGUGAAUAACAACAAAGGGCUUUUGAAAAAAGUAAGACACUUUUACUGAAUAGCAAGGCUUUAGCUAUUUAUGAUCCAACAAAGGAGUUGGUUGUCACAUGUGAUUCGUCUCAGUAUGGAUUGGGAGCAGUAUUAAGCAUAAUAGUAAAUGAUGUAGAGAGGCCAGUUCUAUUUGUUUCAUGUACACUAAACAAACAUCAACAAAACUAUGCCCAGGUUCAAAAAGAAGCACUGGCAAUCAUAUUUGCUGUAAAAAAAUUCCAUAAGUUUAUUUAUGGAAGAAAGUUCACAUUAAUUUCAGAUCAUGAAUCUCUUAAAUCAAUUUUAGGUCCAAAAUCAGGGAUACCAACACUUGCUCAUUCAAGACUUCAAAGGUAUGCGUUAAUUCUUUCUGCAUAUCAGUAUACAAUAAAGCACAAAAAGGGUAAGGAUAUUGCAAAUGCUGAUGGGUUAUCAAGGCUUCCUUUAAGUGAAGCCAGUAUGGACGAGGAAGAGGUUUAUGCAUUUACGUUAGAUCCAGAAGUACCUCUUACAGCAGAGGACAUUGCAAAGGAAACUGGUAAGGAUAUGAGUUUAGUUAAAGUUUUGGAGCUAACUAAGUUUGGUUGGCCUACACAUAUGAAGGACGAACUGUUAUUACCAUACUUUAGAAAAAGAUAUGAAUUAAGUAUAGAGGAAGGCUGUUUAACAUGGGGUAAUCGAGUUGUAAUUCCUAGAUCUAUGAGAGAAGAAGUGCUAGAAGUUCUACAUGAUCAGCACCCUGGAAUAGUUAGAAUGAAAAUGCUGGCUAGGAGUACAGUUUGGUGGCCUGGUAUUGACACAGAUAUUGAGGAAAAGGUGGGUAGGUGUGAAGCUUGUCAAUUAAGUGCCAGGAGACCUCAAGAGGUUGAAUUAACACCCUGGAGGCCCGCUACUAGACACUGGCAAAGAGUACAUAUGGACUUUUACCAGAUUAAUCAGAUAUACUUUUUUAUAUUAAUCGAUUCAUCAUCAAGAUGGCUGGAAAUCUUUCCUAUGACAAAUGGCACAAAUGCGAGUAAAAUUUUGGAAAAACUGAGACAGGUUUUUGCUACGUUUGGUCUACCGGAGUCAUUGGUGGCUGAUAAUGGGCCCCCCUUUUCAAGCAGAGAAGUUAAAUUAUUUUGUGCUUCUAAUGGUAUCAAGCUGAUUAAUUCUCCACCAUAUCAUCCCACAUCAAACGGAAGUGCAGAGAGGGCAGUGGGAACUGUUAAGUCAGCGCUAAAGAAGUUGGUAUUAGAGGAACGAAAAUUGGGGAUUAAACUAAGUUUGGAGCAUCGACUGUCAAAUUUUCUUUUUAGUUACCGAAAUACACCCACAACGACUACUCAAAAGUGCCCAAGUGAAGAAUUACUCCGCCAACCACCUAGGACUAAAUUAACACUGCUAAAACCAAAGAUAGCAGCAGAAAGUAAAACUAGAGAACGAGUACAAAAAGGAGUAGAGAGGGAGACAGGAAGAAGACCUUUGAGUUGUUAUGUGGAAGGAGAAGAUGUAUUAGUUUACCUAAGUCACGAGAAACAGUGGACUACUGGAAGGAUUGUGAGAUCUCUUAGUAGGGUAACAUAUUUAGUUUGGGUAAAUGGAAAUAUAAAAUUCCUACAUGCCGAUUCAUUAAAACCAUCUAAGUUGGGUGGCAAGGAAAAUGAGGUAAAGUUUAGGUUAGAAGAAGACACUGAAUGGAAUUCGGAAGCAGAGGUAGAGAAAAUGAAAAGUGAAGUAUUAACUGGGGAAGUAAAAACUAAGUUAGAUGCAACAGCAGAGCCCUCAAUAGAGCAGCCUACUAGUACAUUUUCAAAUGUGGAACCAGAACCUGCAAGCUUGACUAUGCCACCAGAGCCUUGCUUGCGGAGAUCUUCCAGGUCUAUUAAACCUCUAGAAAGGUUAAAUUUAUAA